Batrachochytrium dendrobatidis JAM81 is the source of this 1581-nucleotide messenger RNA. RefSeq lists its product as uncharacterized. The transcript is spliced from 2 exons. Lineage: Eukaryota; Fungi; Chytridiomycota; Chytridiomycetes; Rhizophydiales. Gene Ontology annotation, molecular function: amino acid transmembrane transporter activity. The record is from RefSeq and is a predicted model, not a curated record. Gene Ontology annotation, biological process: transmembrane transport; amino acid transport. The coding region runs from base 1 to 1581 and encodes 526 amino acids. Gene Ontology annotation, cellular component: plasma membrane.
AUGAGCCAAUUCUUCAAACGCAUUGUGGCACGCAAGCCAUUGCAUACUAUUACUGCCGAAAUUGGUCACUCGGACUACAAACGUGCACUAACUGCAUUUGAUUUGACUAUGCUGGGUGUCGGAGCAAUCAUGGGUGCUGGCAUCUUUGUGCUUACUGGAAAGGCUGCACGCCAAAAUGCUGGCCCGGCCAUUACCAUUUCUUUUCUCAUUUCCGGCUUUGUAUGUGCUUUAACCUGUAUGUGCUAUGCUGAGCUUGGUUCGACUCUGCCAGUAUCUGGUUCCGCAUAUUCGUUCACGUAUGUUGCAUUGGGUGAAGUUCUUGCCUGGAUCGUUGGCUGGGACUUGAUUUUAGAAUACUUGGUUGGUGCUGCCCUUGUCGCUGUUGGAUGGAGUGUUUAUCUCGACAUUUUCAUUGCCGGCUUUUUUGGAAAAGAGCGGGUUUUCGAUCCCCGUUUUGCACAAGCACCCGUUGUUUGGUACGAGGCCAACGAAAUUCCCGGUAAAGGUGCUGGCUUCUACAUGAACGUUGUCGAGUGCCUUGAUGGAUCCCAGUGCCAGACUUUUGUCAAUAUUCCUGCAAUGUUGAUUAUUCUGCUCAUGAUAGUACUGCUUUGCCAUGGAGUCAAGGAGAGCACUUGGAUUAAUAACAUUCUUGUGUUCAUGAAACUGACCGUCUGCGCCGUGUUUGUUCUUACUGGAAUCAAAUUUAUCAACCCUGCCAACUACUCUCCCUACGUUCCACCCGAGACUAGUCACGGCCAUUAUGGUUUCAGUGGUAUUUUCCAAGGAUCUGUUGCUGUGUUUGCUGCCUAUUUAGGGUUUGAUGCUGUUACAACCACUGCACAGGAAGCUGCCAACCCGCAACGUGAUUUGCCCAUUGGUAUCAUUGCAUCUCUUGUAAUUUGCACUGGGUUUUAUAUUGCAGUGUCUACAGUUCUUACUGGCAUGGUUCAUUACUCGGAAAUUAAUAUGGCUGCACCCGUUGGUCAGGCUCUUAUUGAUGUCGGUCUCCCCGUUCUUGCUGUCAUUGUUUCAUUUGGUGUCAUUUGUGGUCUUACCUCGGUCAUGCUGGUCAUUUUGAUUGCCCAGCCUCGUGUAUUUUAUGCCAUGUCCAAAGAUGGUCUCCUUCCCGCUCUUUUCAAUAAAAUGAAUCCCAAGACAGGAACACCCGUGGCAUCCACCAUCAUUUCUGGUGCAUUCUGCGCGCUCUUGGCUGGCUUUCUUCCUGUAGAUCUUCUUGGUAAUCUGAAUUCUGUAGGCACACUUUCUGCCUUUUUCAUUGUUGCUGUCUCUACCUUUGUUUUGCGCAUCACCGAGCCUGAUCUUCCUCGCAAAUUUGAGAUUCCUGGUGGAAAAUACAUUGGCGGUAUGCUUGUCCCGCUUCUUUCGGCAAUUAUCUCGGCAGGUCUCUUUUCUCAAGCUUCGAUGGCAUCCAUGGCACGUGUGUUCAUCUGGAUGGGUAUUGGUCUUGUUGUGUACUUUUGCUAUGGAUACAGAAACUCUGUAGUCGGCAAAAGGAUGUCUGGAAAAAUAUUUUUGGAUGAUUUUACACAUUCCAAAUCUGUUGUAUUCAAAUCGUAG